Messenger RNA from Drosophila subobscura, 1883 nucleotides. RefSeq lists its product as uncharacterized. The record is from RefSeq and is a predicted model, not a curated record. Lineage: Eukaryota; Metazoa; Arthropoda; Insecta; Diptera; Drosophilidae. The coding region runs from base 37 to 1821 and encodes 594 amino acids. The transcript is spliced from 7 exons.
CUUUGCGUGUGUUGUUGAGAUACAGAUAGGUUUGCGAUGCCUUGCACUUUGCGCCAGCGGGGACUGUCCUAUCGGCCACGUCGUGAAAAGGAGAAGGAUGUGCUGGCCCCCAAGCCAGUGCAUCCGCGUGCCUUGCGCUUCCAUGGAUUCUUUGGCAUGUCCUAUGUCCGCCAGCAUGUGAUGGUCGAUGAUCGCUGGACACCCAAUUCACUGACAGAGCAGUUCAAGGGAAUGACCGACCUGUUGGCACGCCGCUUGGUCUUCAAGAGUCAUGAAUCGAAGGCCAAUCGUUUGCGCUACUUCCGCGAGAAUAAACGCCUUAAGCGGCAAUGUCGCGAUGGCCGCACAAAGUUGCAGAAUAUUCUGACCAAUGAUAAUACCCACAAGAUACGGAAUUUCCUGAUUAACCACAAGGACAUGCAGCGGUUGUACCAGAAGAUGCCGAUCCAUCUGGUGGUGGACAACAUCAAUCAGCGGACCUUUGUGAUGCGCAAGGAGCGAGAUCGUCUGGAGUUUCGUUUGGAUCAACUGAAGAAGCAUUACAAGGAUCUGCUGCUUCGACGCGCUGUGUUGGAAAACCGCAUCAAAUACCAAAAUGAAUUUGUAUUAGACGAAGAGCUCAAGUCUCGGGUAUUCCUCAAGAAAAUCGAGAACUCUAAUGUGCGUAUCAAGGCCAUUAAGACUAUUAACAAUACCUACAAAAAAAUGAUACAAGUCCUAGUACAUGAUGAGAUCUUUUAUGAGCCCAUUUUGCGCUCCCUAAGCGGUGACAUGGAAGAUCAGUCCAAUUUUAUUAAGCACAUACUGUAUCUUGGAAUGCCGGCCAUUUCAAAGUUCAAGGAACUCAACGACGAGUAUCGACACAUGGAGGAUAAGUCACGCAAGAAUCUGCAAAUGAAGCUACAGAUGUUGGCAUCGCUGAAGAAGCCGCCAGUGACGGGAUCAGUGGUGCACACGAAGGUCAAGGAGGAGGCACCGCUCACCGCCAAUUUGAAACGUUAUGUGCGAGAGACACAGAGCAUGAUGGUACUCAAAUUGGAGCUCAAAUCGAUUGAGAAGACCAUCAAAGAGGUCAAGUUUGUGACUCUGUGCUCGCAGGCCAAGGAGAUAUAUCCAAGAAUGAAGAGCCAAGUGGACAACAAUGAAAAGCUGCAUCGCAUGAUUGUCAACGAUAUGCUGGCCCACGAAAUGCUGGAAACCAAAAUGAAAUGUGCCAGCGUCCUAAAGGGUGUGCUGGUCAAUAAUCUUUCUGAAGAAGAAAUCAACCGCCUGGAGCGCAUUAAGGACUUGAAGAAAAUGAUCCGCAAAGAAGAGGAAUUCGAGCAGGAUACACUGCAACAUCUUAAGAAUCGUGCAGAUGCGUAUGUCAUGCUGAGAAUGACAAUUUGGAAUCUUGUGGAAAUACUGCGUCAUGUGGAUCGUCAGCCCAAAUUGCUGCGUGCACAGUACCCCAAUUCCUACUUGAAGUUGCCGCUGCUUAAAUUUGAAAUGCUUAACAUGAGGGCUGCAGCACCAGAGCUCUACGAGGCGAACAUUGACAACAUCAUGCACAUUGUGAAGCGUAAGGUCUAUAAGUUGAUGAAGGGCUACACUGUGGAGCUUCGUCCUGCCACCAUUAAGCGUAAUGUUGAGGAGUAUCAUGCCGAUUUCCUUGCGAGUCUGGACAUGUUUGAGCCCAUUGAUAAUGAUGACCAGCAGCAGGCCGUGCCCGAGGAGGAUCUCCUGCAGGAGAACAAGACGAUGGCCAAUGUACCCAAUCGCAAACAGAUCAAGGCCCAAAGUGCCAAGCUUGUGGAGGAAUUAUCCAAGCGUGAUGAAUAGAAUUAGUUUUUGUUUUUCUUUAAUUAUUUUGUUUUUAGAAAGAUAUAAAUUUUGAGUAGUAC